This is a messenger RNA of Daktulosphaira vitifoliae (grape phylloxera), 884 nucleotides long. RefSeq lists its product as uncharacterized. NCBI's taxonomy places the organism in Eukaryota, Metazoa, Arthropoda, Insecta, Hemiptera, Phylloxeridae. Bases 101 to 694 code for a protein of 197 amino acids. The record is from RefSeq and is a predicted model, not a curated record. Gene Ontology annotation, molecular function: metal ion binding. The transcript has 5 exons.
GUAACAUUAACUGUAAUUGUAUCAAUAAAGUUAUUUUGUAGAUUAAUUAAAUAAGUAUAAGGCUUGUGAGAUACUUUUACGUUAUUUAACUGCUAUUCAAAUGAAGAUAGAGUUUGUUCAAAUAUCAGACCCAUUUUGUAGCCAAGUGACUUUCAAUAUUAGCUAUAAUUUAAAUCCAUUUAUAAAACUUGUAUUUAAUAACGUACCAAUUAGAAAAUUAGAUGAAGGACAAAUACCAUUAAAAUUAAAUGAAAUAUUUAAAAAGCUAAUUGAUGAUGAAGAUUAUUUUGACCUAGAAGAACUAAAAAAAUGUAUUAAAAAAUUUAAGCUUAUUGAGCUAAGAAAUCUAGAAUCUGGUUUUAAUUCUACUUUACCAUACCUAAUAAUUUUUGACUUUUUGUACGGAAAGAGUCAAUCAGAAUUAGACGAAAUAUUGAACACAAAAAGAAUUUUUAAUAAACUUCUCAGUGAAGAUAUCUUGUUUUGGAAAAAUAUUUUAAGAGAUUAUUUAUUAAAUGAUCACAAAGUAAUUGUAAGAGGAAUACCAUCUAUAAAAAAACAUAAUGAGCUAGCUAAUGAAGAAAUUCAAAGAGUAUCACAACGCAAAAAAGAUUUAGGAGAUGAUGGUUUAAAAUUAAAAGCUAAUGAGCUACUGAAUGCUAUAAAAGAAUGUGAAUUACUUAUCAGUGCUUGAACUGUACACACGUAUGGUACGAACGGUGACUCGCUUAUCUCUACACUUGUUAUAUACGUUUAGUUUUGUGUUUCUUAUUGUGCGGUGUUAAUAAUCAUUCGUAAAAUGUUAUGUAUUAUUUGUAAUGAUGAUAUUUUUGAUGGCGAUAACCUAAAUUGGACCAAAUGCAAUGCAUUAUUGCAUUUCGGAU